AUGUCUUUCUUCUUUAAUCAUAAACCUGCUAAGAAGCUGCUGAAGUCCAUGGUAGUGACAGGUACAUGUCUGCAUCCUUGUCCUGACCUGCAUCUUCUUCGAUUGUCCCCAUCUGUGUCUCCGACUGGCACUGCCAAACCGGCUUGCUACCUGAUCAGUGUUUAUGACAUAGUUUAUAUCUUUAAAGGGGAAUUAAAAUAUUUCUGGGAAUUUUUAAAGCCGGGCAGGGGCCUCCCAGCUGGGCCCGGAGGCAGCAGGCGGACAAGGGCCAGGAGAGGGCGCGGCGGCGGCGCGGCGGGAAGCGAGGGGCAUCCGGACACUCGCCCCGUUGGCCGCGGCCAUCGGCCCCACGACCUCGACGGCCGUCCUGCCGAAGAACCUGCCGUCGCUGCCCGCCCCCGUGGUGCGGCCCUGACGGUCGCGCAGGCCGACGGACGACAGCGCGCUCCGGAUGAAGUUGGGCGGGUAGCUGCGCUGGCCCUGGAAGAGGCCGGUGGGUCGCCGGUGCUCGCGGGGCGCGGUGGGCACUGUCCGCACCGGGAUGGGGCUCCCCUCCGCGGCGCCUCCCGGCCGGUCCUGCUGCGGCUCCGGGGCCGGAGGGAAUCCGCAGCCGGCCGGGGGCCUCCGCCAGCCUGGCUGCGCGCCGGGACUCCGCCUCGCGCCCGGCCCCCUCUCCAGCAGGUCGGCGCCCCGCGCCCUGCACCCGCCCGCCCGGGGACCGCCCGCCCCUCCUCUCCGCGCCGCCGCUCGCUGACUCCCCCGGCAGGGAUUGCUUCUGCCUCGCUGCCAGGUUUUCUCCCGCCCACCUUCUCCGCUGCCAGACCGCCCGAGCUGCCCUCAGUUUCUCCCCAAGUGGGACUCACUGUCGGGGUGUCCCACAAGCCCGAUCCCAGAGCCUGCUGGCCCGACCCCGGCGACGCCUCCACCCGCGCUCGCCGCCCUCCGGGGCGCACCCUCCGCCAGAAAACAGCCGGCGGGCGGCGAGACUUCGUGCAGAGUGCGGGCUCCUCUCCGGCGCCAGGCCCGUCCCGUCUCCCUGGGAGUGCGCAGCCUACACGCACCAGUUUCUCUUUAGAACAAGGACGGGGAGGGAUUUGCGAGGGGGCUGAAACCUUUUGCCAUCAGCGAACAGCCUCAGCCAAAAACAACCCUGGAAAGGCGAGCUAAGAAUGGUUAUCUCCUGCCAGCGCUGAAAUCGGAGGCCGGGCGCUGCGUGUGUGUGUGUGUGUGUGUGUGUGCGUGUGUGUGUGUGUGUGUGUGUGUGUGUGUACCCUCCCACCCCGACCAUUUGUUGAAGGGAAUCACCACUGUCAGACUUCAAUCCAACAGGACCCACUCGAGCCAUCCACACUUGCCCCAGCCUCCUCCAAAACAGCACACUUUCCGGCUGAAGAAAAGAAGAAUGGUAUUCACGCAGUUCCCAUUUUACAGAUGAAAACAAGAGGACUUUUUCUGUGAAGUCAAGAAAGUGGUUACAAUGGUACUUUCAGCCUGUCCGAAUUAUGUAUUGCCCCUCCCCUUUUUAUUAAUAACAUUGAAGUGUGAUGGGACAACCACUGAAGCCGUCAGUUGAAACCUGCUGGGACUUUUUAGCCAUUCUCUUCAACAUAAAGAAUGGGUGUUUUUGGAGGGGGUGAGAGGAAUGGGGAAAUGUUGUCAAAGAGUACAACGUUUUAGUUGAGACAGGAAGAAUAUAUUUUGUUGAGAUCUACAGCACAGCAUGGUGACUGUAGUUAACAAUGAAGUAUUGUCUAUUUCCAAAUUGCUAAGACAAUAAAUUUCAAAUGUUCUCACCACAAAAAA
Homo sapiens (human) is the source of this 1803-nucleotide messenger RNA. Its product is annotated as protein piccolo-like. The transcript has 4 exons. The record is from RefSeq and is a predicted model, not a curated record. The coding region runs from base 1 to 1167 and encodes 388 amino acids. NCBI's taxonomy places the organism in Eukaryota, Metazoa, Chordata, Mammalia, Primates, Hominidae.